UCCCCGCCGCGCCGGCCAAGCCGGCUUCCCCUCGGUCUCUCAUGAAUAUUGAGCGGCCCCUGUUGUAUUUCCCGAGCUCCAUUGCGGAAGCCGAGGCUCGCCAUAUUGUGCGGCGGCGCCGGCGGCUUGUGCCCGAGUCUCGCUCCGGACGCGGCCCGCGGAGCCCCGGGUUGGGGCAGGAGCCGCAAUGUCUCAGGCUGUGCAGACAAAUGGAACUCAACCAUUAAGCAAAACAUGGGAACUCAGUUUAUAUGAACUACAACGAACACCUCAGGAGGCAAUAACAGAUGGCUUAGAAAUUGUGGUUUCACCUCGAAGCCUACACAGUGAAUUAAUGUGCCCAAUUUGUUUGGAUAUGUUGAAGAACACCAUGACUACAAAAGAGUGCUUACAUCGUUUUUGUGCAGACUGCAUUAUCACAGCCCUCAGAAGUGGCAAUAAAGAAUGCCCUACCUGUCGGAAAAAGCUAGUUUCCAAAAGAUCACUAAGACCAGACCCAAACUUUGAUGCACUCAUCAGCAAAAUUUAUCCAAGUCGUGAUGAGUAUGAAGCUCAUCAAGAAAGAGUAUUAGCCAGGAUCAACAAGCACAAUAAUCAGCAAGCACUCAGUCACAGCAUUGAGGAAGGACUGAAGAUACAGGCUAUGAACAGAUUACAGCGAGGUAAGAAACAACAGAUUGAAAACGGUAGUGGAGCAGAAGACAAUGGAGACAGUUCUCACUGCAGUAACGCAUCCACGCACAGCAAUCAGGAAGCAGGACCUAGUAACAAACGGACCAAAACAUCUGAUGAUUCCGGGCUUGAGCUUGAUAAUAAUAAUGCAACAGUGGCAAUUGACCCAGUAAUGGAUGGUGCUAGUGAAAUUGAAUUAGUAUUCAGGCCUCAUCCCACACUUAUGGAAAAAGAUGACAGUGCACAGACAAGAUACAUAAAGACUUCAGGUAAUGCCACUGUUGAUCACUUAUCCAAGUACCUGGCUGUGAGGUUAGCUUUAGAAGAACUUCGAAGCAAAGGAGAAUCAAACCAGAUGAACCUUGAUACGGCCAGUGAGAAGCAGUAUACCAUUUACAUAGCAACAGCCAGUGGCCAGUUCACCGUGUUAAAUGGCUCUUUUUCUUUGGAAUUGGUCAGUGAGAAAUACUGGAAGGUGAACAAACCCAUGGAACUCUAUUAUGCACCCACAAAGGAGCACAAAUGAGAUUUUACUAAAACCAGUUCUGAGAAUGAACUUUUUUAUAGCCUAUUUCUUUAAUAUUAAAGAUGUACCGUCAUUACUUUUAUGGACAGAACAUUGGAUAUGUUAUUCAGUUUUCUUUCUGAGCCAGAUUCGUUUACACUAUUAGAAUUUUUUCCCCUUAAUUUAAGAUCUCCUUUUUGGAAGGAACUGCAAUUAUUCAGUACUUUUUCUUUCCUUUAAAAAGUAUAUCUAAAUUGUAUGUUUUCACAAAGUGUGGUUCCGUUUGGAGCAUCUUGGAACUUUUGACCCAGGAAUUUUUCAUAGUUCAGUAUUCUUGAGUGAAGAUUCAGUUGGCCAUCUUUCUCCCUCCCUUCAAAAGUUUUUUAGGCCUACAGAAUGUUAAAUAAUAUGUAUUCUGACUUUUUUUCCUGGAGUCUUGUAUAUUUAUAGUUUUCUAUAUAAGCUGUAGUAUCUUCAUGAAGACCAAGGCUCAAAUUUACUGUGCUUAAAAAACAAUUCUCAUAGGAUUAUUAUUUUCAUGGUAUUUUCUUCCAUAAUAUCUCAUUUUUAAAGAAAAGUUCUUUAUGAACUUAGUGUCCCAUUGUCAUGCAAUGUUAUUUUCUUCCAUUUUUGUCCCUCUAAAUUUGGAAUUUCUGAUCCUGGGAAAGAGAACCAAACAAGAUCUCAAGUUCUGUGAGAACUUGGUUCAUUCAUAGAUUUCAUUGAAAAAAGAAAAAUUAAAUUGUUCUUAUGUAGUCUUCAAGUGUGUAUUUUAAAGUCUUUUUCUUUGUAUUUUAUUGUCACCUCAUUUCCUUUAUUAUGUGUAUGUUUUUUCCUAUUAAAAUACCAGAGACAUGGAGAUAUUUUGCACUUUAGCCUUGAUGAAAAGUACAAGAUAUGUUCAAAGCUUCCCUAAUUCUUUUCUUAUUGGUAGCUGCAUAAGUUUCAAAAAUAACAUGGCACAUAGAACUAACACUAGGGAAAAUUUGCUUCUGUUUGGAAAGUGUGUUUAGCAUUUUGGGUUGCCAUAUCAGUUUAUAAAUUUGGUGCUCUGCUAAUUACACUGUAUCUAGAGAAGCAAGCUAAUGGAGCUUGAACCCUGCCUUGAUGUGUAGUGAAAGAUAAUUCUGUAGAAGAAUGUCAGCCAGAAUGUUAAAGUCAUUCUAUUCUUCUUAAUUUAGUUUUAUAAUGAAGGACAGUGUGUGGUGUUUGGACCCAAAAGGCUUUAUCAUUACAGGUCAGAAAUAAGAUUGACUUGUGUUGUUAUUUUUUGUCUCUGUCCUGAUUUCAGGUAUGUUUCCAAGUUUCUAUUAUCACAGUAUUUAUGAAAACAUUUUUGCAUUGGGAAAUUAACCAUAAAAGGUUUUUACCAGGGGAAAGUUACCCUCCAAUACCAUUGUAACUGAAAGCCUGUCUAGUCAUUGUAAAUAUUUACCUGUCAUUUUUGACAGAUUGGGGCCAGCUUGAUGUUUUAAAUAUUCACCCCAAUAUGAAAACUUAACAGCUUGUUCAAUUUUUUACCAUUUUAUUGAAAAUAUUUAAAAUCUGUUUUUACAAUUUUUUUCUUUUUGGGUAAUCUGUGCCAUGAAGUUUGAAAACCACCAAAUAUCAAGGAAAAUUUUGUAUUCAGUUCCUUUUCUGGUGUAAUGUUAAAUUGUAUAGAUUAUUAAUGCAUGUCCGCUGAAUAUAACCCUGGUUUUGUGAUAUAACUGCUUAGAUUUUAUUGGUGACAUUAGAUUAGUGGUUGCAUUAAACAACUAAAUUUCCAUUGUGCUUAUUAAUUGACAUUUGUCUUUAAGCAAAAAGUUAUUUGUGAAUAUAAGCUUUGUGCUUAGAGAAUGUAUGUGUUUUUAUCCAUCAGUAUGGGAGGAUAUAAAUUCUUUGCAUCAUUAGUGAAUUUACUGGAUGUGUAAUCCUUUGCAAAAUAUAAUUACAGGUAUUUGAUAGA
Messenger RNA from Dama dama (fallow deer), 3125 nucleotides. It is a transcript of the gene RNF2, whose product is annotated as ring finger protein 2. The record is from RefSeq and is a predicted model, not a curated record. Gene Ontology annotation, cellular component: PcG protein complex; ubiquitin ligase complex. Gene Ontology annotation, molecular function: chromatin binding; ubiquitin protein ligase activity. The coding region runs from base 188 to 1198 and encodes 336 amino acids. Lineage: Eukaryota; Metazoa; Chordata; Mammalia; Artiodactyla; Cervidae. The transcript is spliced from 7 exons.